AUGAGGGUUCUAUUGCGCGAUUUUUCUGUCUGUGAUGGCAUUGCGGACUUCGCCGAGCUUGGUCCCAACGGGCUUCCGAGCUUACUUCUCAUCGACUAUGAUGAACUUUCUCAUGGUGAUCACUACGAGUCGUCUCAGGUGCUCCUAGGCCGUGAUAUCGCUCCGCCUGACGAUGAAGCGUUGCCAUUUCAGGUGUUUUCACAAGCCGAGCAUGAUUUCCUAUCAUCUUCAGACGACAUUGAUGGCUAUGAGCCCGACCUCUAA
Penicillium antarcticum is the source of this 264-nucleotide messenger RNA. RefSeq lists its product as uncharacterized. The record is from RefSeq and is a predicted model, not a curated record. NCBI's taxonomy places the organism in Eukaryota, Fungi, Ascomycota, Eurotiomycetes, Eurotiales, Aspergillaceae. The transcript has 2 exons. Bases 1 to 264 code for a protein of 87 amino acids.